Fusarium graminearum PH-1 is the source of this 1365-nucleotide messenger RNA. RefSeq lists its product as uncharacterized. Gene Ontology annotation, biological process: biosynthetic process; amino acid metabolic process. The record is from RefSeq and is a predicted model, not a curated record. Lineage: Eukaryota; Fungi; Ascomycota; Sordariomycetes; Hypocreales; Nectriaceae. Gene Ontology annotation, molecular function: transaminase activity; pyridoxal phosphate binding. The transcript is spliced from 5 exons. Bases 1 to 1365 code for a protein of 454 amino acids.
AUGACGCCGUCACACGCGAACCUUUCUACCAGAGGCGAGUUAUUCGCUUCACCUGCCUACAGACAAUCGCUGCUGGAUAUACUGAGUGACUUAUGGCAUCCCGAGACAAAGAGUAGCGGUUACACUCUCAUGCAUAAAGAGUUGAUUCAACAUAUGACACAAAAUGUAAAACCCCCGUCUCAUCAAUAUUGGGUACAUGCUAAUGGCUUCAAGCUCACUAUCACCAGCCACUCACUUACUUGCGGAGACGGCUUCUCUGGCUCCCAUCGCCUACGAGAUGUCCUUGCGCGAUUUAUCAAUCGGAACUUCAAUCCUCACGAAGCCGUGACCAACGACCAGCUUAUCAUUACUUCAGGUGUAGGUCGGGCGAUUGAGCUCAGCGGCUUCUCGCUCUGCGAUAAAGGUGAUGGUGUUUUACUUGGUAGGCCUCACUACGGGAACUUUCCAAUCGACUUUGGCUAUCGAGCUGAGGCGAAAAUUAUCGGCGUGUCUUUUGGAGAUGUAGAUCCGUUCAGUAUUGAGGCUGUAGAGCUCUACGAGAAGACUCUCACCGACGCGCAAGACCAGGGAAUUCGUGUCAAGGCUUUGCUCCUAUGCAACCCACAUAACCCUCUAGGUCGUUGUUACACUCCCGAAGUCCUACAAGCAUACAUGAGGCUUUGCCAAAAACACAGCCUUCACCUCCUUAGCGACGAAAUCUACGCCUUGUCAGUUUGGGAAAACGACAACGUUCCCGAAGCACCUGGAUUCACGUCAGUUCUCUCAAUCGAUACGAAUGGGUUGAUCGACGUGAAUCUUGUCCAUGCUCUAUGGGGAAUGAGCAAGGAUUUUGGUGCAAACGGCAUACGAAUUGGUUGCCUGAUCACUCGCAACGAGGCCUUCAUGCGUGCCUGUGUAGCAAAUUCCGAUCUCUCCGGACCUUCAUCACUAUCUGACCUUGCUGCCGCGAGCAUCCUCUCGGAUGAUGCAUUUCUCGAAAGCUUUAUCAAGACAAAUCGGCUGCGGUUGGCAGAAAACUACAAGAUAGUAACUGAGUUCUUGACUAACCAUGAUAUUCCCUACAAAGAAGGAUCUAACGCGGGGCUGUUUGUAUGGGCUGAUUUGUUUGCACCUAACAGUGCAUUGAUAAACGACUCGGUGAUGAAGCAAGACGACGCAGGAGCUGCUUUGAUGACCAUGGAGGAAAAUAUGACGGAGAUCUUGUUGAAGGAAAGAAUCUUUGUUGCUUCUGGCGGUGACUUUGGGACUGAUGUGUCUGGCUGGUACCGCAUCGUCUUUGCUCAUGAAAGGACGUAUCUACUGGAGGGACUUGAACGAAUUGUUAGGGCUGUCAAAAAGUUUUGCCGCGACUCGAAGGAUUACUAA